AUGGAAAGUCAAGUACCUCGACUACAAGGCAAGGCGCAGAUGAAGCAAGGGAAGAAGAAAAUCAAGGCCAUCUCGAAAGCCCUUAAGAACCUCAAUAAAACACCGGGCAUCGAGCCAACGCCUGGAGCGCUGAAUGCUUUCUCACACCAAGGAACACCCUUCACGCAUUAUGACUUCAGUCAUUCUCCGCGACCCCCUAGUGUCCGGUCGACACGAUCGCUACCCGAGAUUGCAGAGGUUGCACCUGAUCAAGAUGAAGAGCCGGACAACAGACCCGAGGUGCGCCGUCACCACACGAGUCGUACCAUGUUCGCUCAAAGCCCACCUAUCUACAUACCGGGCGCAAGAAGCUCAGACACGACGCCCGAAAGGACGCCACUCUACAACGGGCAACCCAGACGUCAGGUGAACUAUGGCUCCAUUGUUGGGACACCUCCAGAGGAGACGCCGGGCAUGAUGGGACCUCUCGAACUCCCAGAUCCGGCAUUGACUCCCAUGAGAAGUCGAGCCACAGCCGAGCCCGCGCCAAUGCACAAUUCUCAAGGCAACACUCCUCGGCUACCUCCUCCUGCCCAAGUACCUCCAUCUUUAGACCCAUACCAUGUUGGUAAAACGAAUCACCCUCCUCGCGCGAGAGGCAGCCUUGGUGGAAGUCUGGCAAAAGUCAUGUUCAAGCGUCGGAAGCCAAACAAGACCCAGUCAGUCUCAGGGCCGUCUCUGUCUCGAGCCAACUCCCUUUCCGCCGCCGAAAGGUUUCGGAAGCUGUUCGUUCCUCGAGAUCUCACCGAGGCAACCGUCAGUGACAUGCAACUGUCGGCAUAUCGGGACCUCGAUGAGCGACAGGCAGAGUUCUUCACCUUUUUGGACAAGGAGUUGAAGAAAAUCGAAGAGUUUUACAAGAUGAAGGAGGACGAGGCGACUGAGCGGCUCCAAGUUCUGAGGUCGCAAUUACACGAGAUGAGAGACCGUCGCUUGGCCGAAAUAUUGAGGUCGAAACACGAGGCUAACGGGACCCAACUACCAGAUCUACUCGGCAUCAGGGAUCCACCACCGGACGUGCUCAAAGAGAAUGUCAAACCUGAUGGGAACGGCGGCUCUAAUCUAUUGCCGACCAGAAUCGAAGAUCUCAUUGGCCGUCGUCCAACGAUAGGCAAGACUAGCGAGGCCAUGGCACAGAUGAGUAGUCCUCCAGGGCCACGGGCACAGCAACGCAUCAAUGAUGGGAAGAAAGACUACGUGCGCCGCGACAACGGCAAGGAAGUCAAGUACACCUUUGCUAAACGAAGACUGAAAGUCGCGUUGCAGGAAUUCUACCGUGGGCUCGAAUUGCUUAAAUCUUAUACUCUGCUGAACAGGACGGGGUUCCGCAAGAUCAACAAAAAGUACGACAAGGCCGUGCAGGCUCGACCUCCGCUGAGGUACAUGUCGGAGAAGGUCAACAACGCCUAUUUCGUCACGAGUGAUGUUAUUGACAACCAUCUCAUGGCGGUCGAGGACCUGUACGCGAGGUAUUUUGAGCGCGGCAACCACAAAAUUGCCGUGAAGAAACUCCGAUCUAAGAUUGGAACUGGAGAUUACUCGUCGGUGGCCUUUCGCAAUGGACUAUACCUGGCUUCUGGUGUCUGCUUUGGCGUGGCGGGUCUGGUUGACGCCUCUUUCCGACUGCAGGAUCCGCGCAUAUCUGUACAAACGAGCUAUCUACUGCAGCUAUACGCGGGCUACUUCCUCAUCGUUCUCUUAUUCCUGAUAUUCGCGCUGGAUUGCAGGUUCUGGGCCAAGAACCACAUCAACUACGUCUUCAUUUUCGAGUACGACACCAGGCAUGUCCUCGACUGGCGACAACUGGCCGAACUGCCCUGUUUCUUCGCCUUCCUGAACGGCCUGUUCAUCUAUCUCAACUUUCGACAGAAUGCGGAUGACUGGUUCUAUAUCUAUUGGCCGCUGUUUCUCAUCAUCAUUACUGUGGUCAUCAUUUUCUUCCCAUUCCCCUUCAUCUAUCAUCACGCCAGGAAAUGGUGGGCCGAAACGAAUCUCAGACUGGCCUUUGCACCGUUUUACCCGGUUGAGUUCCGAGACUUUUAUCUCGGUGACAUGUACUGCUCACAAACCUACGCCAUGGGUCAGAUUGAACUGUUUUUCUGCCUCUACACCAACGACUGGCAGAAUCCUCCACAGUGCAAUUCCAGCCACUCACGCCUGCUUGGCUUUUUUGCUGCUCUACCCGCAGUUUUGCGGGCACUGCAAUGUCUACGUCGGUACUACGACUCCAGAAACUGGUUCCCCCAUCUGGCCAACUGUCUCAAAUACUGUGGCAAUAUCGCCUACUACGCGACUCUGUCAAUAUACCGGAUCGACAUGAACCACACGACAUGGGCUAUCUUCGUCACGUUUGCUCUGAUCAACGGCCUUUACUGCUCCUUUUGGGACGUUUACUUGGACUGGAGCUUGGGUGACGUUUUUGCGGACAAGCAUCCGUUCCUGCGACAGCGGCUGGGCUAUAAGCAAGUCUGGAUCUACUACGCCGCCAUCCCUGCCGAUGUCUUGCUCCGACAACAAUGGAUCUUCUACGCCAUCUUCACCGAGGACGUGCAACAUUCAGCACUCAUGUCCUUCUUCGUCAGUCUAGCAGAGGUGCUGCGUCGUGGGAUGUGGUCUCUUUUCCGAGUGGAAAACGAACACUGCAACAACGUCGGCAAGUUCCGCGCCUCGAGGGACAUACCCCUACCAUACGAUCUUCCGGAUUCGAGGCAAGCGUCACCGAUCCAGCAACGCCAGACAGCCACUCCACGGCCUCCGGGUCAAGAACAAGACGAUCAACGCGUCGCAGCAACAGGUGUGGACGUCGAAGCCCGUUCUCCAGACGACUCCUCCAUGCGCCGACGACGUCCACCAACCACCCCACGGACCCCUGCGAUGCGUGCACUCCAGCGCGUCGGCACGAUCAUCGGCACGGCCCACGCCCAAGACUUUGAACGGAGAAGGAGACCGCCCGACGAGAUUGGUGCAGCUCAAGUUGGGGAUGACGUUCGAGACAACGGGGGCAGCAGUGACGAGGACGAUGACGACGAAGGGGACGGGAGUGGUGGCGACGACGAGUUUGCCGAACUCCAGAGACAGAGAGAGCAGGAUUUGGAUCAUGCGGAAGCCGCCGAGGCAGAUCGGUUGGUUGGCCGGGCUACUGGCGCUGGGCGGUGA
This is a messenger RNA of Cladophialophora yegresii CBS 114405, 3195 nucleotides long. RefSeq lists its product as uncharacterized. Gene Ontology annotation, biological process: phosphate ion transport; cellular response to phosphate starvation. Bases 1 to 3195 code for a protein of 1064 amino acids. The transcript is spliced from 2 exons. Gene Ontology annotation, molecular function: inositol hexakisphosphate binding. The record is from RefSeq and is a predicted model, not a curated record. NCBI's taxonomy places the organism in Eukaryota, Fungi, Ascomycota, Eurotiomycetes, Chaetothyriales, Herpotrichiellaceae. Gene Ontology annotation, cellular component: plasma membrane; cytoplasm; Golgi apparatus.